Molecule: messenger RNA, 9918 nt
Organism: Hippocampus comes (tiger tail seahorse)
Lineage: Eukaryota; Metazoa; Chordata; Actinopteri; Syngnathiformes; Syngnathidae
Product: neural-cadherin
Exons: 38
Coding region: 426-8966 (2846 amino acids)
Biological process (GO): multicellular organism development; cell migration; homophilic cell-cell adhesion
Cellular component (GO): plasma membrane; catenin complex
Molecular function (GO): calcium ion binding; beta-catenin binding; cadherin binding
Source: RefSeq, a predicted model, not a curated record
UCCCCAUGACCCACCCGCGCGCGUAUAUACGCGUGAACAUACGAAUUCAAAAAUGAAUCCAGAUCCGACAAACAUGUCAACGUGACACCUGUGAGCCGGAAUACGGGUGCCUGCGCGCCGGGAAGAUGCGGCGAGAGGAGCUGUGCGCGUCCCCGUGAUGUAAGAAGCCCCGCUUUCCGCCCUCGGGGGCGCGCGCCGGUGAGAGAGCGCGGAAGAAGAGCAGGAGGCGGACGCAAAGUUCUCCCGAGCAGAACAGAAGCCUCCUCGAGCGUGCCGUCUCUUCGCUCCGCUCUUUGAUCAGUAUUUGGUCCAUUUGGACGUCGGAGGAUUUGCGGCGGCGACAGAAGUGUCCCGGGAGGCGUGCGACGAGUGCACCCAUGGGUGCCUCAGCAGAUUUGGCGCUCCGGUGGUGAAAGGCGCUCGUCAUGAUUUGGGUAAGCCUUUUGCCGCUUUUGCUGUCGUGCGCGCUCGCCAACCGGACCGCGGAGCCGGCGCCGGUGCCCUUCUUCCACGGCCAUGUGUUCGAGAACGCGUCGCCGGGCUCCCGGGUCAACGGGCUGAGCGUGCCGCUGCGGAGGCUGAACGCGCAGCGGCCGUGCGGCGGCGGUGACGGCGGCGCGUCGGAGCUCGCUCCGCAGCCGCGCUGGAGGCUCUUGGGAGACGGCGGCGACAAGUUCCGCGCCCUGGCGCACCACAACCGGGGUCACAUCCUGCUGAGGACCUGCGGCGUUCUGGACCGCGAGGAGCGGGCUGAGUACGAGCUGGGGGUCGGCGUGUGCUGCGGCGGGUCGUGCGUGGAGGUGGCCUCCGUCAAAGUGGACGUGCUGGACAUCAACGACCACCGGCCAACCUUCCGGGACGCCGACGUGAGGCUCAGCCUGGACGACGCCACCCCGCUGCGCACGGUUGUCUCCACGGUGACGGCGCGGGACGGGGACAGCGGCAAGAACGCGGAGCUCUUCUACUUCGCCAAGCCCAAGAACGGCACCUUCUACGUGGUGCCCAAAAGCGGCGACAUCCUCCUGGUGGACUCCAUCCUGGGCCGGGACGGGCCCAUCAAGUUCUCCGUAUUCGCCCGGGACCGAGGCUGGCCGCCCCGCACCAGCGACGCCGUCGGCGUGGAAGUCACCCCGCGCCGUUGGCUGCGUGGCGCCCGUCAAAACGCCCCCGCCCGGACGCCCAGAUCCGUCCAAGACGCCGACGACGGCAGCCCGCUUUUCAUCAACGUGUCCGAGGACGCGGGCAUCGGCUCGGUGGUGAUGAACCUGAACCCGGUGCGCUUCCAGGCGGCCGCGUUCGAGCUGGUGGAGCCCGACGACGCGGAGAGCUCGCCGGUCAGCGUGGGCAGGGACACGGGCGAGAUUGUCAUCGCGAGACGGCUGGACCGAGAGACGGAGCCGCUGGUGGAGAUCGGCGUCAGGGUGCACGACAAACGAGGUCCCGACUGGUACCUGGUGCGCGUGGAAUUGACGGUGACGGACGUCAACGACAAUGUUCCCGAGUGGCGCAUGGUCCCGGCGCCGUACCUGGCCGUGGUGUCGCCCGACGCCGCCGCCGGCUCGCUGGUCUACCAGCUGCACGCCCAGGACGGCGACGAGGGGCUCAACGGCGACGUGGAGUUCUUCCUGGCGGACGGUGGCGACGGUCGCUUCGAGGUGGACCGCAAGAGCGGCCACGUGCGGACCACGGGGCUUCCGCUGCAGCGCGACCGCGAGUACCUGCUGACGGUGGUGGCCGCCGACCGCCUGGGCGGCCGCAGCGUCCCCGCCGUGCUGUCGGUGGUGGCGGGGGCCAGGCCGCCGCAGUUCACCAACGCUUCCUUCACCGUCGCCGUACCCGAGAACACACCCGAGGGACAGCCCUUCCUGGUGACGACGGCCGUCUCCUUCCAGAAGAAGCCAAUCAGCUACAGCCUGCUCAUCAACCCCAGCAGCCUCUUCUCCAUCUCGCCCGAGGACGGCGAAAUCAGCCUGACCCGGCCCAUCGACUACGAGAGCGACCAGCACCGCUACCUGCUGCUGGUGCGAGCCGGCGAGGGCCAGGACAGCAUGAGCAGUGCCGCAGAGGUGCGAGUCAUCAUCAUGGAUGAGAACGACUGCGUUCCCGAGUUCCUGCAGUCCAUCUACAGCAAGGACGGCGUUCCAGAAACCGUCAUGACGGCCACGUCACUCCUUCAAGUUUCUGCCAGCGACUGCGACUCGGAGAAGAACGCAGAGCUGACGUACUACACGCUGAGUUCCGACUUCACGGUAUCGCCGCACGGCACCAUCUUCCCGGCGGGGCCGCUGGACUACGAGAGGCCCAACCACCUGUACGAGUUUGUGGUGAUGGCAGUGGACAAGGGAGAGGUGGCACGCACCGGCACGGCCACCGUCCGGGUGCGCAUGGCCAACGUCAACGAUGAGCCGCCAGGGUUCUCGCAGCACGUCUACCGGACGUUCGUGUCGGAGGACGCCGGGCCGAACACGCUGGUGGCUACCGUGCUGGCUAAGGAUCCCGACGGAGACGGGAUCACGUACCGCAUCGCCUCGGGAAACGAGGAGGGCAACUUUGUCAUCGACAGCCCAAAAGGUUUGAUCCGUCUGCGCUCCAGCCCUCCGCCUCACCUGCAGGGCGUGGAGUACGUCCUCAAUGUGACGGCGACGGACGAUAACGCCUCGGGCGGCCCUCGGGCCCUGUCGUCCACGGCUCAGGUGGUGGUCGGCGUGGACGACGUCAACAACAACAAACCCGUCUUUGAGAAGUGCCAACAGUACCGGGAGAAGACGGCGGUCCUGGAGAACCAACCGGCCGGGACGUUUGUGCUGCGGGUUGACGCCGUGGAUGCGGACGAGGGUUCCAACGGCAAGGUCACAUACGGCUUCAUGCACAAAGACUCCACUGUGCCCGCUUUCAGCAUUCACCCUGACACAGGGACGAUUGUCACGGCCCGGAAAUUUGACCGCGAACGCCAGCGGGAGUACGCGGUGACGGUCACGGCCACCGACCAGGCCAACGAUCCGCUGAUUGGCAUCUGCCAGCUCAACAUUCUCAUUGUGGACCAGAACGAUAACAGCCCCAAGUUUGAGAACAUCCGCUACGAGUACUUCCUUCGCGAAGACACGAUGAUCGGGACCAGCUUUUUGCGAGUGGCGGCCCACGACGACGACUUUGGAACCAACGCCGCCGUCACAUACUCUAUGUCCAGCGAGCAGCCGGAGUACCUCAGGGUAAACCCGCUGACUGGCUGGGUUUAUGUCAACCAGCCCAUCUCGCAGAGGACCUACAUCACCCGGGAGAUCGUGGCCACAGAUGGCGGAAACCGGAGCAGCUCGGUGGAACUGGCCGUCACCAUCACCAAUGUGAAAAACCAGCCGCCGCAGUGGGAAAAGGAAAGCUACGCCGUGGUCAUCCCCGAGAACACCGUGCGGGACACGCCCAUCGUGACCAUCAAAGCCACCUCCCCGCUGGGCGACCCCAGGGUGACGUACAACCUGGAGGACGGCAUGGUCCCGGAGACCAACAUGCCUGUCCGCUUCUACUUGACGCCGAACCGGGCGGACGGCUCGGCCUCCAUCCUUGUGGCGGAGCCUCUGGACUACGAGAUCACCCGUAACUUCAUGCUGAGGGUCCGAGCCCAGAACGUUGCCGCCGUCCCGUUGGCCGCCUUCACCAUUGUCUUCGUCAACGUCACAGAUGUGAAUGACAACGUCCCCUUUUUUACAUCCUCCAUCUACGAGGCCUCGGUGACCGAGGGCACCCAAUCGGGAACGUUGGUGUUUCAGGUGUCCGCCAAUGACCUGGACUUGGGCCUCAAUGGCAAGAUCGCCUACUCGCUGCUCGAGGAUCGAAAUGGGGACCACCAAUAUUUUCGCAUCGACCCCGAGCUGGGUUUCAUCUACACGCAGGCUGUUUUUGACCGCGAGACCAAAAGUUCCUACCUCUUGGAGGUCCAAUCGGUGGACGGCUGGGAGUCGGCCAGGCCCGGCAAACACGGACAGCCCAACUCUGACACGGCGUACGUUCGCGUGUUCAUCAGCGACGUCAACGACAACGAGCCGGCCUUCGCUCAGAGCGCGUACGAGGUGGACACGGAUGAGGACGCCGACGUGGGAUUUGCCGUCCUCACCGUCAGCGCCAACGACGGAGACGAAGGCGGGAAUGCCAAACUACGUUACCAAAUCACGUCUGGAAACACGGGAGGUGUGUUUGACGUGGAACCAGAAGUGGGGACCAUCUUCGUCGCUCAGCCUCUGGACUACGAGCAGAACAAAAGGUACAAGCUGCACGUUCUCGCUUCCGACGGCAAGUGGGAGGACUACGCCACGGUGGCGGUGAACGUGGUCAACAAGAACGACGAAGCGCCCGUGUUCACCGUCAACGAAUACUACGGCAGCGUGACAGAGGAACUGGAUGGUUCGCCCGUCUUCGUCUUACAGGUGACAGCGUCGGACCCGGACAAGGACGCCGACCAGGAGGCUCUUCGCUACUCCCUCCACGGCCAGGGCGCCGAGAGCGAGUUCAUCAUCGACGAGGUGACGGGCAAGAUCUACGCCCAGCGCACGCUGAACCGCGAGGAGCGCGCCGUGUGGCGUUUUGUGGUGCUGGCCACGGACGAGGGCGGCGAAGGCCUGACGGGGUUCACCGACGUCAUCAUCAACGUGUGGGACAUCAACGACAACGCGCCCGUCUUCACCUGCGCGCCCAGCUGCCACGGCGACGUGGCCGAGAACUCGCCGGCCGGCACGUCGGUGAUGGAGAUGACGGCCACCGACCUGGACGACGCGGCCGUGGGCCAGAACGCCGUGCUGUCCUACAGGAUCUUGGGCGGCUUGGACGCGACGGGGGGCGUUCCCGCCUUCUCCGAGAUGUUUGCCAUCAACCCGGCGACCGGCACCAUCACGGUGGCCUUGGAUGGCCUGGACCGGGAGCAGGUGGAGUCCUACGUCCUGGUGGUUGAGGCCAGGGACGGAGGCGGCAUGGUGGGAACGGCCACGGCGACCGUUCAGAUCUCCGACGUCAAUGACCACGCGCCCCGGUUCGUCGAACACGCUUGCCUGGCCAGGAUCUCGGAAAACGCGGAGCCCAACGCGGAGGUCCUGGAGCUGAGGGCCGAGGACCGAGACACGGGAGAAAACGGCCAGCUGACCUUCAGCGUGGUGGCCGGGGACCAGGAGCAAAAAUUCUACAUGGUCAGCAACAAACUGGAGCAGCGGGGAAGCCUCCGACUCAAAAAACGACUGGACUACGAGAGACACAGCGAGCAGAGGUUCAACCUCACCAUCAAGGUUGAAGACUUGGAUUUUUCCAGCCUGCUUCACUGCGCGGUCGAGGUGGACGACUACAACGACCACGCCCCGGUUUUCAUCCCUCACUUCCUGUCUCUGGGCCCCCUGUCAGAGGACGUCACUGUGGGGACCAUCGUGGCCCGCCUGCUGGCCAGCGACUCGGAUUCGGGUCAGAACCGCCAGCUGGUCUACAGCCUCUCUCGGGACUCGGACCCGGACGGGCUCUUCGCCGUGGACCAAUCGGGCGUCCUGACGGUGGCCCGACCUCUGGACCGGGAGAAGGUAGCCCAGCACCACCUGGUGGUCAUCGCCACGGAUCACGGGGUGCCCGCCUUGUCGGGUAGUGCCACCGUGGAACUCCCCCUCCUGGACGUCAACGAUAACGGGCCGCAGUUUGAAGCUGUGUACGCGCCGGUGGUCUUUGAGAACCUUCCUGGGCCUCAGGUUGUAUACAUGAACCAGACAUCCACGUUGCUCUGGGCUGUGGAUCGAGACUCCUUGGAGAACGGCGCGCCUUUCCAUUUCGCUGUCCCCGCUGACUAUCGCCACGGUAACGACUUCUACCUGAAGGACAACCUGAACGGAACGGCCACGCUGACGGCGCUGCGGACGUUCGACCGCGAGCGUCAGAAGGAGUUCCUGAUCCCCGUGGUCAUGAGCGACAGCGGCCAUCCCGCCAAAACGGUGACCGGCACGCUGACGGUCACCAUCGGCGACUACAACGACCAUCCGCACGAUGGCGGAGAGAAGACCAUCUUCAUCAACACGUACAGAGGGCGCAUGCCCACCACCGUGCUGGGAAAGGUGUACGCGCCCGACCCGGACGACUGGGAUAACAAGACGUACGUCUUUGAGGGACACGUACCCACCUACUUCGUCUUGAACAAGCGCACGGGCUUUGUGAUCAUCAAGGAGAAGGCCCCGUCGGGCGACUAUCGGUUCCUCGUGCGCGUUUCGGACGGCGUGUGGCCCGACGCCGUCUCGGCGGUUACGGUGCACGUACGGGAGCUGCCCGAGGACGCCGUGCAGAACUUGGCGUCGCUCCGCCUUGCAGAUAUGACGGCCAAGGAAUUCAUGGAGCCGAGGGGCAAGCAGCGCAGCCGAUACGAGCUGCUGUCCGACUUCCUGUCCGAGAUGUUGUCGGUGUCGCCGUCCGACGUCAACGUCUUCGGCCUGAGCGACGUCCCCGGCCGCAUGCUGGACGUGCGCUUUGCCGUGCGCGCCGGCGGCACCGCCGCCACCUUCUUGCGGCCCGAGAAGAUGCACGGGUACCUGGCAGCACACAAACAAAAGGUCGGUUGGCCGGGACUUGGAUUGAAAAAAAAUUCCGAGAAGAAUACCGCCGUCUGCGCCUGCCCCGGUCGCCAGCAGGUGCAUCAGCCCUGCGACGCUUACCCCAGGAACCCGUGCUUCAACGGGGGCGUGUGCGUGGACACCCAGCAUGGCUACAGGUGCCAGUGCCCUGCCCAGUUGGAGGGUCCCGAGUGCCAGCAGAACAAGCACAGUUUCCACGGCAACGGCUACGCCUGGUUUCCUCCCAUGACGCCGUGCUUCGAGAGCCACAUCUCGCUGGAGUUCAUCACCGAGGUGCCGGACGGCCUGCUGCUCUACAGCGGGCCCCUGGCGCAGCUGCAGGCCUGGGACCACGAGGACUUCAUGGCCCUCGAGCUAAUCAGUGGGACCCCCACGCUCAAAAUCAACCACGGCUCCGGCACGGUGGUGCUACAGUUGCCUGGCAACAUCAAUGUGGCCGACCGACGCUGGCAUCGACUGGACAUCCGCAGCAACAGCAAGGUGGGUCGCACCGCUAGAUCCAAAAAACCUGUCUCAAAAAAGAAAUACUCGUCCUGCGAAGUGACCGGCACCACGCCCAACACCGACAGAUACCUGAACACAAGUCAAGUGUUGCAGCUGGGCGGAGUCAACGAGGACAUUCCCUACAUUUACCCUCAGCUUCAACACAAACACUUCACGGGAUGCAUACGCAACCUCGUUGUGGACAGCAAGCUGUACGACCUGAACUCCCCGGCCGACUCGCAGUCCAGCUCACCGGGCUGCCAGACCACCGACGGCAGCUGUGUCAACAUGGGCUACCCGUCCUGCGGACGCCGCGGACACUGCCAUGGAGAGUGGGGCUCCUUCAGCUGCCAGUGUGUGCCCGGAUACAGCGGGCAGCAGUGCGAAGAGGAGGUUCCCGAGUACUCAUUCGACGGCCACAGCUACGUGCGCUACCAGCUGGCCUCGCCGUUGCCGGCCCGCAGGACGGCGGUGCAGAUCCUGGUUCGAACCCGCAAGCACAGCAGCACCGUGCUCAGCCUGAGCUCCAGAGAGCAAAGCGAGUACGUUCGACUGGAGAUUUGUCAGGGCUUGCUGGGCGUGUACUACAACCUCGGUGACGGCGACUACAACUUGAGCGUGCCCACGUACCGCCUGGACAACGGCGAGUGGCACCAGGUGUCGCUGGAGCGCCACGACAACGAGAUGACGCUGCGGCUGGACGGCGGAGGCGGCCAACGUGAAGUGACGGGGGCGCCGGGGCGCAGCCGGGAGAUCGUCAUCGACCCCACGCUGGUCAUGCUGGGCAACGCUUUCCCCUCCGCCCUGAACAAGAGCUUCCAGGGCUGCAUGAGGGAUCUGCGUCUGAACGGUCGCCACCUGCCGAUGGCUAUCCAGAGUACACGGGAAGGCGUGUCGCAGAUCAGCGCGCAAGGCCUCACUCCGGGGUGCUCUUCCGACUCCUGCAGGAGGAACCAGUGCAGCCCCCCCUUCACCUGCGUGGACCUGUGGCGAGUGCACGAAUGCAGAUGUCCCCCGGGCCACAUGAUCCGCGUGAAUGGCAGCAGGAAGUCUUGCGUGUACACGUUGUGCGCCACGCGGCCGUGCCACCGCGGGACGUGCGUGGCGCAGUCGCCGUCCAAGUUCACCUGCCAUUGCCCCGACGGCCACCGGGGGCGCCUGUGCGAGACCGCGCUGGCCGUCUACAGCGACGACGUCGGCCUCAGCUUCAGCUCGCUCUUCGCCAUCUGCAUCUGCUUCAUGGCACUACUGGUGCUGCUGCUGGGUAUUUUCGUGUACACGCGCUGGAGGAGCUACAAAGGCCUGAAGGAGGGCGUGUACCACGUGUCGGCGCACCACGACGGCUGGGAGGACGUCCGAGAGAACGUCCUCAACUACGACGAGGAGGGCGGCGGCGAGGAAGACCAGAACGCGUAUGACAUGGCCGAACUCCAGAAGUCCCUGCAGCCCAGCCCGGCCCAGUCGGUGCAAUAUUGUCGUUCCCGGGCGCUGCACCACCCGCCGCCACCGCCGCCGCCGAAAAAAAACCCGUCGUCCGCCUCGGGGGCGUCCUGCGGGGCGCGGCGUGACGUCGCGCCCGCCCGCUUGCCGGCCCAGGGGCAGCCCCCCCGGCUGGGCCGGCGCUCGCUGUCCUUCUCCAGCCAGGAUCUGGCCCGCUACCUGUGCGAGAUCAUCCGCGACGCCGACCAGCACCCGGACACGGGGCCCUUUGACUCGCUGCAGGUGUUCUCCACCGAGGGCGGCGGCUCCCCGGCGGGCUCGCUCAGCUCCUUCAGCUCGGCGGGCUUGGACGCCGGCGACGGGGCGGCCGACGCCCGGCGCGAGGAGACGCUCGGGGACUGGGGGCCGCGCUUCGAGAAGCUGAGGGCGCUGUACGAGCGGGCCGAGGCCAGUGACCUCUGAACUCCGGCCGCACGGGACCCUUUCCGGGGCGCGGCGGGUGACCUACCGGACAAACACGCACACGCUCACACACCGACUCUUGAUGUUAUUUGCCGCCAGGCGAUUCGCCGGGGAACGGAACGUGGCGGUCGAGCUUCAGGACGACGUCUCGGGGUGGAGCGGCGGGGCGGCUGACCCCCGCCGUCGCCAUCGUCGACGUCAACCGAGGUCCCGUAAAUGUGAAAAUCAAUGGUUUUGUGUGUUUUGUUAUACGCAGAACAGCAGAGACACCUAAAAAUGUAUUUUUUGCCUCUUUGCCUGUUUCUUGUUGUGUAAAUAAUCCCUUGACGGCCACUUUAUUGGGUACACAAUCAAGCAUGUCUCUGGUCAACACCAUCGCAAAAACGGUUCAAUUGCGCAGACAAUGCUGCGGCGCCUUUCUCGCCGGACAUCCCAACGACUCAAAAAUGGUGACAAUUAACAAUUCAACAAAAAAAAGCCGCAGGGAGUUAAGAAGUGUUUCAUCUCCUCACUCGCUGGCCCGCCAAUCAAUGACGGCAAAAACACUUCGCAAAGGAAGGCGAAGGCGAGUGCGCGAGUGCACCCCACCGUUUGGCCCGGCAUCAAAAAGAAAUGAGAAAGCUUGACGAUGUCAUCAAGUGCCUGAUUCGCUGGUCCGCCGUGAGCUUUGUCGCACACGCUAAUGUGGAAAUUUGAUGUGGAAAAGGUGUCAAGGUUGCUCAUGCUAUUAGCAGUGGAAGGUUCCGAUGUCGCACGCCGGAGAAGAAAGCCGCCAAAACAAGCGCGGCAGCUUCAAAAACAAAACAAAAAAAGAGAAUCCCAUUUUGGUUUUUUGUUUUUUUGUGGCUUGUCACCUGAAAAAAAAAACACUCCUUGAUGUUUACAGAAAUCAUUGUGGGGAGGCGAUAUGGACAAAACUAUUGAGACACGGCAAGUUAGGCAAAAAAAAAAA